Parnassius apollo (apollo) is the source of this 246-nucleotide messenger RNA. The record is from the annotation of a GenBank genome assembly. Lineage: Eukaryota; Metazoa; Arthropoda; Insecta; Lepidoptera; Papilionidae.
AUGACUGAAUUAGACAGGAAAAAACCGUUCUCGAGUUUGGAAAAGGAUUUAUUUUUAAAUAUCAUACAGAAAUAUGAUACUAUCCUAACCUGUAAACAAACAAAUGCCACGAGUGCUUUAAAAAAGAAGCAGUCAUGGGAGAAAAUAGAGGAGGAAUUUAAUGAAUCCUCUAUUGUUACUCAAAAGGCAUCUACUAAACAAUUAAUAAAGCUGUGGUAUUAUGAAGGCAAAAGCAAGGGAGUCUAA